Molecule: messenger RNA, 2165 nt
Organism: Leptopilina boulardi
Lineage: Eukaryota; Metazoa; Arthropoda; Insecta; Hymenoptera; Figitidae
Exons: 7
Coding region: 370-1368 (332 amino acids)
Cellular component (GO): cytoplasmic vesicle membrane
Source: RefSeq, a predicted model, not a curated record
AUAUAUAUAUAUAUAUAGAGGACACGAAUUGACGCGCGUUUCGUGAAUUUAGUGUUUCAAAAUAAUAUGUUAAAGACAACCAUUAUUGAAAGAAAGAACACAUUUAUCAUCCUGGCUCUUAUUGUGAGACAACAUGGCUCUCCAAAGUGAAUCUAAGGAAAAAGUGCAAGCUCGUUGCGCGUUCGCUGUUGGAAGUCGUCGAUCAAUAAUCACUCGGUUCGGUUCAUCGGUCUAGAGAAAUGAAAGCACUUGGUACAAUAUAUUUUGUACUUAAUAUGAGUCUCUGCUAAGAUUUGUGAUGGAGGGCACACAUGCUCUCCUCCUAAGCAGUGCUGUUCUUUGGGUUGCUGCUACAAUAUACUCCCACAAAUGGGUACAUCAAUCGCAGAAAUGUUCACGAUCCUGAUUUGGACUUAUUGGACUGCAGCCGUACUGGCAGGUUUAGCAGCUGGAGCUGCAUGUGGUUAUUGGCUGUGGAGAUGUCGUCGGUCCAGCACAAAUGAGGAUUGUUCCACAUCCGAUAGGGCAUCUUCGACUUCCUGUUAUUUACCUCCUCACUAUAGUAGAUGUAAUUCUUUCGUUCAAGCCAUGCCACCUCCCUAUAAUGAGGUAACAGCAAAACCGGAUUUGUAUCCCCUUGUAAUUGGCUACGAUGAUGGAUUUGGAAAAGGUGCUUCUGGUUUUGUGAUGCGUUAUUUCAGGUCACUUUCCCAUGCAAGUACAUUGGAUUCGUUGAGUUCCAGUUUCAUGUGUAAUGUCGUUAAUGAAGCAAAUACAAUAAUACCUCCGCCUUAUUCUUGCAAUAGUAUUGACCAGUUAUCGAUAGCUGGCUGUGAGAGAGCAGGAAAUAUGGACGAUUCAAUGGCUUCAUUGGCAAAUCAAAGAACUGUUUCUGAUAUUUCAAGUCUUGGCGCACAAUCGCCAUCGUCACCUCCACGUGCAACAAGUCCCACUUUAGAGUUACGAGAGCUUUUGGACAAAAUUCAGCAGCUUCCACAAUUGCCGAAUGGACCUAGUUCACAGCUAUUUCCGUCGCAUGAAACAAAUAACCGGCCACAAUUUCUUUAUCCAUUUAAUCAGGACGCUGCAACACAGCAUCAACCAUUGAGUCCAACGGAGGUUGUUAUGAAUAAAACGCGACGUGCUCGCGGUAAAGUUUACAUGUCCGUAGGUCCUCCAAAUGCAAGAAAUAAGGCAAAAAGAUGGUUAUCAAGAUCAGCGCCAACAACACCAUCAGGCACAAUACCAAUGUCAUUUUUGCCAGGACAGAGUAGAAGGCCUUCCGAUUCCGACAGCAAUAAUCAGCAAGUUGUUCCACUUCUUGCUGAACAGGAUGAAACUGAGAACAAUAAUAUUGAUAAUACGUAAGGCAUAUCGUUAAUCUAUUCUAAAUUGUAUAAAAAAAAAAUAUUUCAAGUUUAGCUAUAUAUUUAUGAAACGACGGUCAACUUUUUUAAUUUUUCUCGUUGAAGACGUCGAAAAACUAAUUUUAAUUAUUUUAUUUUAAUUAUAUUAAUAAUUUAAUUUUAUUAUUAUAAUUAUUUAAUUUUAUUUUUAUUUUAUUUUAUUUAUCUACUAAAAAAAAAAAACCAAAAUCUAGAUAUUAAACACUUUGUUAUAUAAAAAUUACUAUAUGAAUUUUUAGACUGAAAUAUUUUAAAAUGACAUAAUAUUUAACUAUUUUGUUACGCGAAUAUCGACGAAGGUUUUAUAUAUAUAUUCGUUAUAAAAAUAAUUUUAACGAACCAAUAUGUCGAAUUAAUUAAAAUUAUAAACGUACUUUUACAAAUUAGUAAUAUAGGAAAGAUUCCUGUCUCUGAAAUUCACAUAUUCGUAAUUUAAAAAAAUGAAAAUUUUGAAAGACGCCUAAUAAUCGUUCAAAAAAAUAUAUAUAUAUAUAUUAUUCCAGAAAAAAGUCAACUUUGCAAAACGUAAUUUAGAACUCACUUUUUAAAAAAAUAACAAUGAAACGCACGCGUUAAAAAAAGCAUCGAAGUUUUAAUUUAAAAAUGAAAAAAAAAUAGAGAAAUUCCGUCGAUUUUUCUUUUUUUGAAUUGCUUAUCUAUAAUUCUAAAAUUUAUAUUAAAAUUCCAUCCAAAAAUUCGUCUAUAUAGAAAAAUUUUUUCUGUAAAAUCAAAAUACAAUUCUUCAGAAUUCAACCUUUU